AUGACAAUUGUAACUCAUCCUGAUUUUCAAAUCAUAAAAUUAACCGUAUCAAUAGUUAACGAUAACAACAACAUCACCACUACUACCAAUGAUGGUAAAAAUGAAAGGAAUAAUAACAAACCUAUUGAAGUACCAGUUAAAGAUGCUGAAAAAAUUCAUAUUGUAAUUCCUAAUGGAGUUCAAUAUCAAUUCACAUUAUAUUUUCAAGUGAAAAAUAAACCAUAUAAUAAUGUUCGUUAUAAACAAGUUGUGAAAAAACAUGGUAUUACUAUGAGAACUAGAGAAUUGGAAAUUGGUAAUUAUGAACCAUCUCCCAAGAUUGAAAAAGAGGGCAUUAAGAAGGAAGAAGAAGAACAAGAAGAAGAACAAGAAGAAGCUGAGGAAGAACAGGUUGUGACUUAUUCUAAAGAAUUUCCAAUUGAUGAAACUCCAAGUUCUAGAUUUUCUAGAGGAUUUUAUUAUUGUACUUCAUGGUAUUAUGUUGGUGAUGACAAAAAUCCAAUUAUAACUACUGAUUGGACUCUUGAAAUCGUUGCAAAAACUUAA
Candida albicans SC5314 is the source of this 546-nucleotide messenger RNA. RefSeq lists its product as uncharacterized. Gene Ontology annotation, biological process: Rho protein signal transduction. The transcript has a single exon. Gene Ontology annotation, cellular component: cytosol; cytoplasm; membrane. NCBI's taxonomy places the organism in Eukaryota, Fungi, Ascomycota, Pichiomycetes, Serinales, Debaryomycetaceae. Gene Ontology annotation, molecular function: Rho GDP-dissociation inhibitor activity; protein binding. The coding region runs from base 1 to 546 and encodes 181 amino acids. The record is from RefSeq and is a predicted model, not a curated record.